GCUCACGACUGAUGGGGCAACUCUGAUCCAUCCAGACUUGGAUCUGCGACAUCAAAGUCUGAGCCACACCAUCUCCAAGGAGUUCCUCGAAACCCUAUAUUAAGAGUUGUGCCUUUCUUGGGUUCAUAUUCGCUGAAGUUCAAAACGUCCUCGACAGACGUAUUCCACAUCAUCAGGUACAGUCCAUGUUCUAAGGAGAUGUCUUCUUCUGGCUUUAAUAGUUGUGAGGACUCAUGCAACGGUUAUGGAAGUUACAUGGUGUCCGGAUCUUGUGGGGGCUGUUGUGGAGGGCGGUCACUCUGCUCUGAGCCAUCAUGUGGUUCAUCGGGGUCUUCGUGCUGUUCUGGGAGGUCAAGAGCCAUGGGGAGCUGCUGCAGUCCACCGUCUCAGCAGUAUUGCCCACCUAUGCAAAAGUACUGCCCUCCGGUCCAACAGUGUUGUCCUCCAGUACAGAAAUACUGCCCACCCCAGCAGAAGUAUUGCCCUCCGGUACAGAAAUGCUACCCACCCCAGCAGAAGUAUUGUCCUCCAGUACAGAAAUGCUGCCCACCCCAACAGAAGUGUGGUCCUCCGGUACAGAAAUGCUGCCCACCCCAACAGAAGUGUGGUCUUCCAGUACAGACCUGCUGCCCACCUCAACAGAAGUGUUGUCCUCCAGUGCAGAAAUACUGCCCACCCCAGCAGAAGUAUUGUCCUCCAGUACAAACGUGUUACCCACCUCAACAGAAAUAUUGUCCUCCAGUGCAAACGUGUUGCCCUCCAGUACAGCAAAGCUGUGCGCCUCCUCAACAGUGUUGCUUACCAACCCAACAAUGUGGCCAGCAAGGCUACCAAAGCUAUGUCAGCAUCAAAGCACCGGCGAUCUGCCAGACAAAACAAGUGUGCACACCACCAGGACUUCUGAAGAAAUAGCUGCUGAGGAAGAUGUCCAUGUGCUAAUGACGACAUCCUAAUCUGCCUUGCAAAAAGUUGUUUCCUUUCUUCCUUCCUUCUCAUGAGCCAGCAAAUAUAUCCAUCCCAUGAGACAGGGACACAUCUAAGCUAUUACCUUGUCUAUUCCAAACGGAGAAAUGUUUAGCAUAUGGAAUGAGCUUCUCAGUUGGCUGUUCCAUGAGUAAAACUAUUUAAUUCAUCUCUUCUUUUCUUAUCCUCUAAAUAUUUAUGCAUCCAAGCCAAUAAAAUUUAU
Molecule: messenger RNA, 1186 nt
Organism: Anolis sagrei ordinatus
Lineage: Eukaryota; Metazoa; Chordata; Lepidosauria; Squamata; Anolidae
Product: cornifin-A-like
Source: RefSeq, a predicted model, not a curated record